Messenger RNA from Pterocles gutturalis (yellow-throated sandgrouse), 7781 nucleotides. RefSeq names its product CUB and sushi domain-containing protein 1-like. Lineage: Eukaryota; Metazoa; Chordata; Aves; Pterocliformes; Pteroclidae. The record is from RefSeq and is a predicted model, not a curated record.
GUGUGUUCUUCACCUUUCAUACCUUUCACUUGGAGAAUGGCCACGACUACCUCCUCAUCACCGAAAACACCAGCUUUGCUCAGCCCCUGAAGCAGCUGACGGGCUCUCGGCUCCCUGCCCCGCUCAGCGCAGGGCUCUUCGGAAACUUCUCGGCUCAAAUUCGCUUCAUCUCUGACUUCUCCAUGUCCUACGAGGGUUUCAACAUCACCUUCUCGGAAUACGAUUUGGAGCCCUGUGACGAGCCGGAGGUCCCAGCCUACAGCAUCCGCAAGGGGCUGCAGUUCGGAGUGGGGGAUGUGCUGACCUUCUCCUGCUUCCCCGGGUACCGGCUGGAGGGCGCGUCCCGCAUCACCUGCCUCGGGGGGAGACGGCGUGUGUGGAGUUCGCCUCUGCCAAGGUGUGUUGCUGAAUGUGGUUCGUCUGUAACUGGAACCCAAGGUGUUCUGCUGUCCCCCAACUACCCAAUAAACUAUAACAACAACCACGAGUGCAUCUACUCCAUCCAGACCCAGCCGGGAAAGGGGAUCCAGCUGAAAGCCAGGACUUUUGAACUGGAGGCAGGAGAUGUCCUCAAGGUCUAUGAUGGCAGCAAUAGCUCUGCUCGGCUGUUGGGCUCCUUCAGCCGCUCGGAAAUGCUCGGCACCAGCGUCAACAGCACUUCCAGCAGCAUGUGGCUCGAGUUCAUCACCAACAGCGAGAACACGAGCAAAGGCUUUGAGCUGCAGUUUUCCAGUUUUGAACUCAUUAAAUGCGAGGACCCCGGCAUCCCACAGUUUGGCUACAAGGUCCACGACGAGGGACACUUUGCUGGCAGCUCGGUGUCCUUCAGCUGUGACCCUGGCUACACCCUGCGCGGGAGCCGGGUGCUGGUCUGCCUGACCGGGGAGCGGAGAGCCUGGGACCAGCCCCUGCCGACCUGUGUAGCUGAGUGUGGGGGCACUAUCCACGGAGAGUCGUCAGGACGGAUCCUGUCUCCCGGCUACCCAACACCCUACGACCACAAUCUGAACUGUGUUUGGACGAUAGAGGCAGAACCUGGUUGCACCAUAGGGCUCCAUUUCAUGGUGUUCCACACCGAGGAGUUCCACGAUGUGCUGAGGAUCUGGGACGGUCCGGUGGAGAACGGCAUCCUCCUCAAAGAGCUGAGCGGCUCCGGCUUACCCGGCGAUGUCCACAGCACGUUCAACUCUGUCAUCCUCCAGUUCAACACCGAUUUCUUCACCAGCAAGCAGGGCUUUGCUGUUCAGUUUUCAGUUUCCACAGCCACUUCCUGCAAUGACCCAGGAGUUCCCCAGAACGGGAGCCGGAGCGGUGACAGCAGAGAGGCAGGUGACUCCAUCAUCUUCCAGUGUAACCCAGGAUACGCGCUGCAAGGGGAGGCCAAAAUCACUUGCGUGCAGAUCGAGAACAGGUUUUUCUGGCAACCAGACCCUCCCUCCUGCACAGCUCCCUGCGGAGGUAUCUUGACGGGACCGGCGGGAGUGAUCCUGUCCCCGCAGUACCCGGAGCCCUACCCGCCGGGGAAGGAGUGCGACUGGCAGCUGACCGUCUCCCCCGAUUAUGUCAUCGCCCUGGUGUUCAACACCUUCAAUCUGGAGCCUGGCUACGAUUUCCUCCACAUCUACGAUGGACCCGAUUCACUCAGCCCCCUGAUCGGAAGCUUUUACGGCUCCCAGCUGCCUGAGAGGAUAGAGAGCAGCAGUAACAGCCUGUUCCUGGCCUUCCGAAGCGAUGCAUCGGUCAGCAACACCGGGUUUGUCAUUGAGUACACAGAAAACCCCCGAGAGUCGUGCUUCGAUCCCGGAUCCAUUAAGAACGGUACCCGAGUGGGCACGGAUCUGAAGCUGGGAUCCACGAUCACCUACUACUGUGACGGGGGUUAUGACAUUGAGGGGGUCUCCACGCUGACCUGCGUCAUGGGAGGGGAUGGGAAACCCACGUGGAACAAACCUCGACCCACCUGUACAGCACCCUGUGGCGGUCAGUACACGGGCUCGGACGGCGUCGUCCUCUCUCCCAACUACCCCCAGAACUACACCAGCGGACAAGUCUGCUUGUACUCCAUCGUUGUGCCCAAGGACUAUGUGGUCUUCGGGCAGUUCGCCUUCUUCCAGACCGCGCUCAACGACAUCAUCGAAGUCCACGAUGGCCCCAACCAGCACUCCCGGCUCCUCAGCUCGCUCUCGGGCUCUCAUACAGGUGAAUCAUUACCGUUGGCUACCACCAACCAGAUUCUCAUCAAAUUUAGUUCCAAGGGUCAAUCUACAGCCAAAGGUUUUCAUUUUGUCUACCAAGCGGUUCCUCGGACCAGUGCCACCCAGUGCAGCUCGGUCCCGGAGCCCCGCUACGGGCGGCGGCUGGGCAGCGACUUUGCGGUGGGGGCCGUGGUGCGGUUCGAGUGCAGCGCCGGGUACGCGCUGCAGGGCUCGCGCACCAUCGAGUGCCUCACCAUGCCCGGGGCGCUGGCACAGUGGAAUGUUUCGGUGCCCACCUGCGUGGUGCCGUGUGGUGGGAACCUGACUGAACGCAAAGGAACCAUCCUGUCCCCCGGCUUCCCGGAGCCGUACCUGAACAGCCUCAACUGCGUCUGGAAGAUAACGGUCCCCGAAGGAGCCGGGAUCCAGAUCCAGGUGAUCAGUUUUGUUACUGAGCAGAACUGGGAUUCCCUGGAAGUGUUUGAUGGAGGAGAUAACACAGCCACCAUGCUGGGCAGUUUCUCGGGAACGACAGUGCCUGCGCUGCUGAACAGCACUUCAAACCAGCUCUAUCUGCAUUUCUAUUCGGAUAUCAGCGUCUCUGCCGCCGGCUUUCACCUGGAAUACAAAACCGUCGGUCUGUCCAGCUGCCCGGAGCCCCCCAUUCCUGGGAACGGUCUGAAGAUCGGCGAGCGCUACUUAGUGAACGACGUCGUCUCCUUCCAGUGUGAACCGGGCUACGCGCUUCAGGGCCACUCUCACAUUUCCUGCAUGCCAGGCACUGUCCGCCGCUGGAAUUACCCACCUCCGCUUUGCAUCGCCCAGUGUGGAGGAACGGCGGAAGAGAUGGAAGGUGUGCUCCUGAGCCCAGGGUUCCCAGGAAACUAUCCGAGCAACCUGGACUGCACGUGGAGGAUACUGCUGCCGGUGGGGUUUGGGGCUCACAUCCAGUUCCUGAACUUCUCCACGGAGCCGAACCACGACUUUGUCGAAAUCCGCAACGGGCCGUACGACACCAGUAACUUCAGCGGCACCGACAUCCCCGGCUCCCUCCUGUCGACAUCUCACGAAACCACGGUGUACUUCCACAGCGACCACUCCCAGAACAAGCCGGGCUUCAAGCUGGAAUACCAAGCCUACGAGCUGCAGGAGUGCCCCGACCCUGAACCUUUUGCUAACGGUGUUGUCAGAGGAGCCGGUUACAACGUUGGCCAGUCCAUCUCCUUUGAGUGCCUGCCUGGCUACCAGCUGAUCGGCCACCCCGUCCUGACCUGCCAGCACGGCACCAACAGGAACUGGGACCACCCGCUGCCCAGGUGUGAAGUGCCUUGUGGGGGGAACAUCACCGUCCAGAACGGUACCGUUUACUCUCCUGGCUUCCCCAACCAGUACCCCAACUCCCAGGACUGCACUUGGCUUCUCACGGUGCCGGUGGGAUAUGGAAUCCAUCUCAACUUCACUCUGCUACAGACGGAGCCCUACAACGACUUCAUCACUGUCUGGGAUGGUCCGCAGCAAACAGCCCCGCAGCUGGGUGUGUUCACUGGCAACUCUGCUAAGAAAUCAGCCCAGAGCUCUUCCAAUCAGGUCCUGAUGAAAUUCCACAGUGAUGCAGCCAACGGAGGGAUUUUUGCCGUUUAUUUCUACGCCUACCAGCUCUUCAGAUGCCAGCCCCCGACCAUCGUUCCCAAUGCGGAGAUCAUCACCGAGAACGAAGAAUUUCACAUCGGUGACAUAGUGCGGUACAGGUGCCUUCCCGGCUUCACCCUGAUUGGAAACGAAAUCCUCACCUGCAAACUCAGCACCCAUCUCCAGUUUGAAGGACCUCCCCCCACGUGUGAAGUGCACUGCCCGAUGAACGAGGUGAUGACGGACUCCACCGGUGUCAUCCUCAGCCAGAGCUUCGUGGGAAGUUACCCCCACUUCCAGACCUGCUCGUGGGUGGUGAAGGUGGAGCCUGGCUACAACAUCUCCCUCACCAUCGAGUACUUCCUCAGCGAGAAGCAGUACGAUGAGUUUGAGAUCUUUGACGGUCCCUCUGGCCAGAGUCCCCUGCUCCUGUCGCUGAGCGGGAACUACUCUGCCCCGCUGACCGUCACCAGCAGCGGGAACAAGGUCUACCUCCGCUGGUCCUCUGAUCAUGCCUACAGCAGAAAAGGCUUCAAAAUCCGCUACUCCGCUCCUUACUGCAGCCUCCCGCAGCCGCCAGCCCACGGGCUGAUUCUCAGCCAGACCGGGCUGACCCCCGGCAGCACCGUCCGCUUUGGCUGCGACACCGGCUACCGCCCGGGCGGGCACAGCACCACCACCUGCGCCCAGCACCCCCAGGGCUACUUCCACUGGAACGAGGCGAUCCCGCUGUGCCAAGCUCUCUCCUGUGGAGUUCCCAGAGCCCCAAAUAACGGUGUCGUCUUUGGCAAGGAGUACACGGUGGGAACGAAAGCCGUGUACCAUUGCAACCAGGGCUUCGAGCUGCAGCCCGGGCAGGAGCCCAGCGCGGAGUGCCUGCGGGCAGGGCAGUGGAGCAACGGCAACCAGCCCCCGCAGUGCGUGGCCGUCACCUGUCCCGAUAUCAACAGCAUCGCGGUCGAGCACGGUCGCUGGCGGCUGACCUACGAGAUCCAGUACCACUACAACGCCCAGCUCAUGCUCAUCUGCGACCCCGGCUACUACUACACGGGCCAGCGGGUCAUCAGGUGCCAAGCCAACGGCAAGUGGAGCAUCGGCGAACCCAUGCCCACCUGUAAAAUUAUCUCCUGCGGAGACCUGCCAACCCCCCCGAACGGGAACAAGAUCGGCACGCUGACCAGCUACGGGGCCACGGCCAUCUUCUCCUGCAACACCGGCUACACGCUGGUGGGCUCCCGCGUGCGGGAGUGCAUGGCCAACGGGCUCUGGAGCGGAGCAGAAGUCAGAUGUCUGGCGGGGCACUGCGGCGUGCCCAGCCCCAUCGUCAACGGGCAGAUCAACGGCGAGAAUUACAACUACCGCGGCAGCGUGGUGUAUCAGUGCAACCCCGGCUUCCGCCUCAUCGGGAUGUCGGUGCGGAUCUGCCAACAGGAUCACCGCUGGUCCGGGAAGACGCCUGUCUGUGUGCCCAUCACUUGCGGCCACCCCGGCAAUCCUGCCAACGGCUUGACCCAGGGGACUCAGUUCAAUCUGAACGAUGUGGCCAAGUUUGUGUGUAACACCGGGUACCGCCUGGAAGGAGCAUCGCAGUCCCAGUGCCUGGCCAACGGCCAGUGGAGCAGCACCCUGCCCGCCUGCCGCGUUGUAAACUGUACUGACCCCGGGCACCUGGAAAACAGCAUCCGUCAAGUGCAGCCGAGUGGUCCUCACAGAUUCAGCUUUGGAACAACUGUCUCAUAUCAGUGCAGCCAUGGAUAUUACUUAUUGGGUACACAUGUCCUUACCUGUCAGGGGGAUGGCACUUGGGACCGUGCCCUCCCACAGUGCCUUUUGGUCUCCUGCGGCCACCCCGGCUCCCCGCCCCACGCUCAGAUCUCGGGGGACAAGUACACCGUGGGCUCCGUGGUCCGGUACAGCUGCCUGGGCAAGCGGACGCUGGUCGGCAACUCCACUCGCAUGUGCCAGCUGGACGGGCGCUGGAGCGGGUCCCUGCCGCACUGCUCAGGAGGCAGCCAGGGCUUGUGUGGUGACCCAGGGAUCCCCUCGCAUGGCAUCGGGCUGGGCGAUGACUUUGACGUGGGCAGCGUGGUGCGGCUCAGUUACACGCUGCGGGGCUCCUCCGAGAGGACCUGCCAAGCCAACAGCUCCUGGAGCGGCACGCAGCCGGAGUGCGAAGUUAUAUCCUGCGGAAACCCAGGAACCCCCAGCAACGCGAGGGUUAUAUUUAACGAUGGCUUGGUCUUCUCCAGUUCCAUCAUCUACCAGUGCCGGGAAGGCUAUUACUCCACAGGGGUGCUGAGCAGGCACUGCACCGUGAACGGGACGUGGACUGGGACCAGUCCGGAGUGUACAGUGAUCAACUGCGGCGACCCCGGCAUGCCCGCCAACGGCGUCAGGCUGGGCAGCGAUUUCACCUUCAACAGCACGGUGGUGUUCCAGUGCACGCCCGGGUACAUGAUGGAGUCGGACAGGGCGUCGUCUCUGACCUGCACAAAAGACCGAACCUGGAAUGGCACCAAACCUGCCUGCAAGGCUAUCAUCUGUAAAUCCCCCCAAGCCAUCCCCAACGGGAAAGUCGUGGGCUCAGACUUCAGCUGGGGCUCCAGCGUGAGCUACGCCUGCCUGGAGGGGUACCAGCUCUCGCUGCCCGCCGUGCUGACCUGCGAGGGGAACGGCACCUGGAGCGGAGAGAUCCCCCAGUGCUUCCCCGUGUUCUGCGGAGAUCCCGGGAUUCCCGCGCAAGGCAGGAGGGAGGACAGAGGCUUCACGUACCGCUUCUCCUGCUUGGCCCCGCUCGUGCUGGUGGGGUCAGCCCGGAGGUUCUGCCAGUCCGACGGGACGUGGAGCGGGACCCAGCCCAGCUGCAUAGACCCCAGCCUCACGACAUGCGCCGACCCCGGCGUGCCGCUCUUUGGGAUGCAGAACAACUCCCAGGGCUACCAGGUGGGAAGCAUCAUCUUCUUCAAGUGCCAGAAGGGAUACCUGCUGCAGGGCUCCACCACCAGGACCUGCCUCCCCAACCUGACCUGGAGCGGCGUGCAGCCCGACUGCGUCCCUCACCACUGCAAGCAGCCAGAGACCCCCUCGCACGCCAACGUCGGUGCUCUGGAUUUGCCAUCCCUGGGCUACACCCUGAUCUAUUCCUGUCAGAGCGGCUACUACCUCACCGGAGGAUCCGAGCAUCGGACCUGCAAAGCGGACGGCAGCUGGACGGGAAAACCGCCCAUUUGCCUCGCUGAUGUCCGCCCCAGCGGGAGGCCGGUUGGCACCGCGCGGGACCCACCACUCGCCAAGGUGUCAGUGCCUGCCGAUGUGUUUGCAAGGAAUUCCCUUUGGAAAGGCUCCUAUGAGUACAUGGGGAAGAAGCAGCCUGCGAUGCUGUCUGUCACGAGCUUCGACCCCGUCACCAGUAAAGUCAACGCCACUCUGAUAGACCACAGCGGCGUGGAGCUCCAGGUGUCCGGCAUUUACAAGAAAGAUGAUGUGCACCUGCUGCUCCAGGUUUACCAGAUAACAGGGCCAGUGGAGGUCUUUGUCAACAAGUUUAAAAAUGACAAAUGGGCUCUAGAUGGACAUGUCUCAUCGGAGUCGUCAAGCGGCACGUUUGUGUACCAGGGCUUCGUGCGUGGCAAAGGCUUCGGGCAGUUUGGCCUUCAGAGGCUCGACAUCAGCAUGAUGGAAAAUGAUCCAGAAUCAAUAGGCCACCAUUUUGCAUCCAAUUCUGUGGCAGCUGCCAUUCUUGUGCCUUUCAUCGCCCUGAUUAUUGCAGGGUUUGUGCUUUAUCUCUACAAACACAGGAGAAGACCAAAGGUCCCGUUCAACGGCUACGCGGGCCACGAAAACACCAACGUCCGAGCAACGUUUGAAAAUCCGAUGUACGACCGAAACCUGCAGCCCACAGACAUCAUGGCCAACGAGACGGAGUUCACAGUCAGCACUGUGUGCACGGCUGUAUAG